AUUAUCAUUCAAUUCUUCACACCAGGACAGUGCAGGUCAAAGAGUUGUUCUAGAUAGUUAUAGUUUGUAUUGGACAUUUCUCGAUUUCUCCGGAUGCAUGCACCGGUGGUUUUCAACUGUGUCGAAUGCGCGCUUCGGAGGGAGUUCCAGAACGCAGUUAUAAACGGUUGGAGCGCGUCCCGGUUGUCGGCUUGGCUCGGUCUGUCAGUCAGGCGGUCUGUUAGAUCCCAGAGAGGGAGAGAGAGAGGGGGCUUGAUUGAGUAGGGGACGAUGAUGGCAAUAGCGAAGAUACCGUGGCUACUUCUCCUCGAGAUGGGAUUGUACGCCAGUUGUUUCGUUUGUGGAAUCGUCACGGCAGCUUCUCUCACUAUCACACAGGGGAGUUUCAGUGGUCUCUGUAUCCUGUAUGGGACAGUACAUCACAACUCGUCAUCAGACUCCCUAUUGGUCCAGACCUCCAGCUCUCCCUCGCUCUGUUACUUUGUCUCUGCUAUCUCAGUGUGUGUAGCAGUGUUCUGUUUCUCUAUAUCACUGUACUGGAUAUAUACAUGCUGUCUGGAUGGAGGGGUUAACAGAGAGCGUCUAUGGCUCAACGUGACCCUGGUGGUGUGUGGAGUGUUUCUCUUCUUCCUCCUGGUGACGGGCUGUGUGUUGAAGAGAGGAAGAGACUCUCUGUGUGACUCUGUCCUACACGCUGUCCCCAACAUCACCAGCUGUGAAGAGGCUCAGUCUAGGACCUGGAUCAGUCCUUACACUGGAACACAGUUCUACACUGGACUGUACAAUGCUGGGACUGCGGUGUGGGUGAACUUUUUUUUCUGGAUUCUGAUUGGCGUGCUGGUGGUGAUCCAGAGAGGUCAAGGGUCCGAGUUCAGAAUGACGGCGGCCGACCCCUUAGCCACGCCCUCUGAGACAGAACCUUUCUUCCCACGCCAGGCCCGGCCCCAGUGACUCAUAACCGUCUCGCCUCGACCUGUUGGCUAGACACAUGUGGAUGUGCGCAAACACAUGACGGAGACACGCAGACACACACACACGCACGCACACACACUCCUCACUGUCUGACCUGUUAGGGUGACGUUCAUUCAUUCUCUACUAUGUAUGUUUGAGAGAGUCCUCCUCACACACACACGCUCCUGGGGUCAGUGUCUAUGCAGAUCUCUGGUUCUGAGUACUGCGCCCCAGUGAAGCAGAGAUGGCCUAGCUGAUUUAAGGCAGCAUCUGUCUCUUCAAGGAUAUAACAAGAAUAUAUUAAUGGUAACACGUAGAGCCACUGCAGCUUUCUCUGUGGUCCCUCCAUCCACAGUCCUUUCUCUGUGGUCCCUCCAUCCACAGUCCUUUCUCUGUGGUCCCUCCAUCCACAGUCCUUUCUCUGUGGUCACUCCAUCCACAGUCCUUUCUCUGUGGUCCCUCCAUCCACAGUCCUUUCUCUGUGGUCCCUCCAUCCACAGUCCUUUCUCUGUGGUCACUCCAUCCACAGUCUCUGUGGUCCCUCCAUCCACAGUCCUUUCUCUUCCUAUAUUCAGGGAGAUGUGUGUGUGUGACUGGCUGACAGGGACAUCAAUCUUCUCAGAUAAUAUCAGUGCUUUGCACUGUGUGUGUGUGUGUGUGUGUGUGUGUCUCCCACUAUGGACCACUGCCAAACCAAGGCGACUGCACCACAGUCAUCUUUCAGCAAUGUCACACUGUCCUCCAGACAGACCUUAUAAUGCCUUACUGACCACUGACACAAAGCAACCAUUUUGUUACAGCGUUCCCUUUCUGCCUGCACUUACUUAGAUUGUUUUUUAAUUAUUAUUAUUAUUAUUAUUAUUAUUAAAAAGCAAAAACAUGUAAUUUAGUUUGAGUUAAUUAAUUAUUGUUGCCAUUGCUGAUACUGUAUUGUUGAAUCUUUUUACUGAACUUCAUGAAAACAGGUAUCGACCAAUAAAAGAUAAAUGUUUUAAUAAAUAAA
Oncorhynchus kisutch (coho salmon) is the source of this 1954-nucleotide messenger RNA. Its product is annotated as transmembrane protein 179B-like. Lineage: Eukaryota; Metazoa; Chordata; Actinopteri; Salmoniformes; Salmonidae. The record is from RefSeq and is a predicted model, not a curated record. Bases 271 to 951 code for a protein of 226 amino acids. The transcript is spliced from 5 exons.